GUCUUUCCUGUUUCUUGGGCUCUCUCUCCCUCUCUCUCUUCCAGAUUAUCAUUUUCUUCUUCAAUGGAGUUGCCUAGUAUUCUCCAGUUUCUAGAGAGCAGGACCAUUUUAGUCACUGGUGCAACUGGCUUUCUAGCAAAGAUUUUUGUGGAGAAGAUACUUAGAGCUCAACCAAAUGUGAAGAAGCUCUACCUUCUUCUAAGAGCUGCAGAUGCCAAAUCGGCCUCGCAGAGGUUACACAAUGAGGUCAUAUCAAAGGACUUGUUUAGGGUUCUAAGGGAGAAAAUGGGGGCAAAUUUGAGCUCCCUUCUAGCCGAAAGGGUGACACCGGUGGCCGGAGACAUUAGCGCCAACGAGAACUUGGGCGUGAAAGACUUGAACUUGGUGGAAGAGAUGUGGAGAGAAGUGGAUAUAGUAGUUAACAUGGCCGCAACAACCAACUUUGAUGAAAGAUAUGAUGUGGCAUUGCAUCUAAACACAUUGGGAGCUAAGCAUGUUCUCGACUUUUCAAAGAAGUGUGCCAAGACAAAGAUGCUUCUCCAUGUGUCCACUGCUUAUGUAUCUGGUGAGCGGGGUGGGCUCAUAUUGGAGAAGCCCUAUCGCAUGGGUGAGGCUCUGAAUGGAGCCCCAGGGCUGGACAUUGACAUAGAGAAGAAAGUCGUGGAGACAAGAUUGAGCGAGCUCCAGCAAGUAGGAGCCACAGAGGGAGAAAUUACAACGGCAAUGAAGGAUUUGGGCAUUCAAAGGGCAAGGAAGUAUGGGUGGCCGAACACCUAUGUGUUUACAAAGGCAAUGGGAGAGAUGCUUUUGGGAGACUUGAAAGGAAAUCUACCCUUAGUUGUCAUUCGUCCCACCAUCAUAACUAGUACUUUCAAGGAACCUUUCCCAGGUUGGAUUGAAGGUGUCAGAACGGUUGAUAGCUUGUACAUUGGAUACGGCAAAGGAAAGUUGGCAUGCUUCCUUGGUGAUCCAGGAUCUAUAAUCGAUGUGAUCCCGGCAGACCUCGUGGUUAAUGCGAUGAUGGCGGCCAUGGCAGCUGAUUAUUAUGCAAUUAAUCAAGCAGCUGCAGGGGAUGAAGAGACCAUAAUAUAUCAUGUGGGUUCAUCGGUAGCUAAUCCCAUAAGAUUCACCAAACUCCAAGAUUAUGCCUUUCAUUACUUCACUAAGCAUCCUUGGAUUGGAAAAGAUGGAAAACCCGUCAAAGUUGGCAAGGGCACCGUGUUCAGCUCCAUGGAUAGCUUCCGCAGAUACAUGGCAUUUCGUUACGUCCUUCCACUCAAGGGAUUACAAUUAGUAAACACAGCAUUUUGUCAAUAUUUUCAAAAAAUGUACAUGGAUUUACGUCGAAAGAUCAACUUUGUGAUACGAAUGGCUGAGAUUUACCAACCUUACCUCUUCUUUAAGGGCAUCUACGAUGAUAUAAAUAUGGAAAAGUUGCAGAUUCUAGCACGCAAUGGUGACAAUGCUGAGAUAGAUGUGUUUUACUUUGAUCCCAAGAUCAUUAACUGGGACGACUACUUUAUGAACACUCACAUUCCUGGCAUGGUAAAGUAUGUGUUUAAGUGAUAAUUGCAUUAAAAAUUAAUAAACAUAUAUUUCUCUUUUUGAGAAAAUUAUAGAAUAUUACAUUAAGUCCUCAUAUAUAUAUAUAUAUAUAUACAUAUAUGUAUGCCACAAGAAGUUUACUAUCAAUAAGUAUAGUUGUAAGGAGUUUCGAUCGAAAUAAGAAGACUAUGAAAGGAAGUGCAUGGCAAGUGUUGCAUUGGAACCAAUGGAACCUACAUCCUCUUGAAGGAAGAACUUGUAUGCAUCCUUCUCUGCUCGCUUCUUGCAUCUGUGCAUUUUGGGCCUUAGGCAAGUCAUCCCUCCCGCCAUUCCUGGAUCAGGCCUAUCUCUGCCGCUGUCCAAUCCCAUGUCUACUUCAUCCAAUUCCCUGUACUGAAAAGGGCUUACAUAUCCACAGGGAUUUGGAGCAUCAUUUAUUUUCCUCCAAUCCAGAAAGGCAUGUGUCCUGGAGAUACCGGCAAAGUGCUUCAUUCAACCAUUUCAAUAGCUAACGCAAGUAACAUGAAAAUCUGUAUCUGUAUGGUUCUAAGUAGUAUCUGUAUCUGUAUGGUUCUAAUAUAAUUAUUAGAGGAAAAAAUUCAUAAAUGUCUUUAAAUAUAAUAUUAUGUGCCUCUAAAUUAUUUAAUAUGUGUUUUUAAUUAAUGAUGUCAAACGGUCAAGA
Diospyros lotus (date-plum) is the source of this 2227-nucleotide messenger RNA. Its product is annotated as alcohol-forming fatty acyl-CoA reductase-like. The record is from RefSeq and is a predicted model, not a curated record. The transcript has 11 exons. Gene Ontology annotation, molecular function: alcohol-forming very long-chain fatty acyl-CoA reductase (NADP+) activity. Gene Ontology annotation, biological process: long-chain fatty-acyl-CoA metabolic process; suberin biosynthetic process. NCBI's taxonomy places the organism in Eukaryota, Viridiplantae, Streptophyta, Magnoliopsida, Ericales, Ebenaceae. The coding region runs from base 64 to 1566 and encodes 500 amino acids. Gene Ontology annotation, cellular component: intracellular membrane-bounded organelle.